Penicillium pulvis is the source of this 1309-nucleotide messenger RNA. RefSeq lists its product as uncharacterized. The transcript is spliced from 3 exons. Gene Ontology annotation, cellular component: GET complex. Gene Ontology annotation, biological process: post-translational protein targeting to endoplasmic reticulum membrane. The record is from RefSeq and is a predicted model, not a curated record. Gene Ontology annotation, molecular function: ATP binding; ATP hydrolysis activity. Bases 135 to 1154 code for a protein of 339 amino acids. Lineage: Eukaryota; Fungi; Ascomycota; Eurotiomycetes; Eurotiales; Aspergillaceae.
ACUCUAAACAAUGCCCAUUGUAGUUAUCUAGACUGUGUUCGGGAACGUUCGAUCGCUUUGCGGGGCAAAUCAUCAAUUUCGAACAUCACCUCCGUCUCUCCCCCACACCUCCCCUAAGCUCCGCACACAUCACCAUGUCUUCCUCCGCCGUGGUCCAAAGUGACGACCUCGACAUGGAUCCCACGCUCCAGUCGAUCAUCGACCAAAAAACCCUCCGCUGGAUCUUCGUCGGUGGCAAAGGUGGUGUGGGUAAGACCACGACCUCCUGCUCGCUCGCCAUCCAGCUUGCCAAAGCCCGCAAAUCCGUGCUCUUGAUCUCCACCGAUCCCGCUCACAACCUGAGUGAUGCCUUCGGACAGAAAUUCGGAAAGGAGGCUCGUCUUAUUGACGGAUAUGACAACCUGAGCGCUAUGGAGAUCGAUCCCAAUGGCAGCAUCCAAGAUCUCCUGGCGAACGGAGACGGUCAGGAGGAUAUGGGUGGAAUGGGCAUGGGAAAUAUGAUGCAGGAUCUUGCUUUCAGCAUUCCUGGUGUUGAUGAGGCCAUGUCUUUCGCCGAAGUCCUGAAGCAGGUCAAGUCUCUCUCUUACGAGGUUAUUGUUUUCGAUACUGCUCCCACCGGCCACACCUUGCGUUUCCUCCAGUUCCCGACAGUUCUUGAGAAGGCUCUCGCGAAGCUGUCCCAGCUCUCGUCGCAGUUCGGACCCAUGCUCAACUCGAUUCUGGGCGCACGGGGCGGUUUGCCCGGUGGACAGAACAUGGACGAGUUGCUACAGAAGAUGGAGUCGCUGCGGGAGACCAUUAGUGAGGUCAACACACAGUUCAAGAACGCCGAUAUGACCACCUUUGUCUGUGUGUGUAUUGCGGAGUUCUUGUCGCUCUAUGAGACCGAGCGUAUGAUCCAGGAGCUGACUAGCUACGGCAUUGAUACCCAUUCGAUUGUUGUGAACCAGUUGCUUUUCCCCAAGGAGGGCAGUGGCUGUGACCAGUGCACUGCGCGGAGGAAGAUGCAGAAGAAGUACCUGGAGCAGAUUGAGGAGUUGUACGAGGACUUUAACGUGGUUCGCAUGCCGCUAUUGGUGGAGGAGGUUCGCGGAAAGGAUAAGUUGGAGAAGUUCAGCGACAUGCUUAUCAACCCGUAUAUCCCGCCGCAGUAAGGGCUUGAUACCUAGUUUGACAGGAUACGAGAUGAACUUAGCAGCUUUUUCGGACGAAUUAUGAAAAGACUAGAGGAUAAUGAAUGAUCGAUCAUCCUGGUUAGAUGUAUACGUAGUUAUAGGAACUGAAGAUUUGAAAUCCCGGGAACAAUAAG